AUGUCUUCCCGGGCAAGGAAGGCUGCCAUCGACUAUGCUGAAUGGGAACGUGUAAGACCCAUCAUCCAUCAGCUUUAUCUGGUGGACGGCAAAACCCAGAGAGAUACACUCAAGAUUCUCAGCGAUUACCACGGCUUCAGCCCAAGCAAAGCCCAGUUGGAGAGAAAACUCAAACAGUGGCGCAUGGUCAGAAACAUCACAGGACCGGAGUGGAAGUACGUGGACAGAGUCAUACGUCAGAGGCAAUCCCGUGGCAAAAGCAGCCAGCUGUAUCUUUCCGGCAUACCACUGCGACCCGCGGCCGUCGAAAAGGCGAGGUCUCGUCAUUGUUAUGAGACUGCUAUCGAGAAAUGCAAGCCAACCAUUUUCAUCUACUUCAACUUCAUACUUAUAAUGUUAACUGCUGCCACUACUGCCACUACUGCCGCUGCUAACGCGUAUGAGAUCUUGGGUGCCCCACGCCUCCGGAUCUCGACGCAGAUCGCGGAGGCUCUGAUAACUGACCCGCCUCUGAAUCCCACGAUUAACGACCUCUAUCCCAUCGUCGUUGGCAGUCGGAAGUUUGUUCUUGAGGAACAAUUAUCGCGAAGGCGUGGCCGUGGCCGCUCUAGCUGGAUCCGAGAGCAUGGUGAGUUCCUCGUCGAGAUUAUUCAGGGUCGUGCCGGCACGUCCUUUUGGAGUUGUCGACGAUGCGACGCAAAGGGGUCUCCCCGUCUGUUUGGCGCUGCCGCUACCUCUGCGCCCCAAGAGCACUUACUUCGUGGCCACAACGUCUGCAGGAUCUCUGCGCAGUCAGAUGAGGACUCUGACGGUUGCACCCUCGUCACCUCAUCCCCUCCGUACAAACGACCCCGCCCUAACAGCAACAUCCCGAAGUCCAAGAUCAUGACGAUGAGGGACCUCUGCGUGGCCUCCGUCGUCUCUGCUGAUCUCCCAUUCGUCCACUUCGAGAACACCUACGUGCAGCAGAUGUUUCGGUACCAUAGUAUGGAGGUCGCCGGGGAGAUCCCGUGGGGCCGGACGGCGAUUCGGGACCGUCUUGAUGACUUCUGCCAGCGCGGAGAGGCUCUCGUGAAGUCUGAACUUCACUCUGCGGCCUCAAAGAUACACCUUUCAUUCGAUCUAUGGUCGUCACCGAAUAUCUACGCCUUUAUGGCAGUCACUGGCCAUUUCAUCCAUGCUGACGGUACCACGCAGUCCCGUCUCUUGGCCUUCCCGCAGCACCACGGCAACCACUCCGGCCGCAGCCUCUCGCAGACCCUCAUCGACGUUGUCGACCGGUAUGACCUCCGUGCCCGGGUCGGCGUAACGGUCUCCGACAACGCUACGAACAACGACACUUGCCUCCAGGCCUUCUACCAGACCAUCUCUCCAGAGAUGAUGGUGGACGACGUCAAGGCCCGGCGUAUGCGCUGCUACGGCCACAUGCUGAACCUCGCUGCCCGGGCCUUCCUGUUUGGCGCCGAUAAGGAGACUCUGGAGGCGGAGUCGGACUUCUUCCGGCUUUGCGAUCGAUAUGACGAUGACCUGGAGCUUUGGCGGAGGCUUGGGCCCGUGGGCCGGCUCCGGAACAUCGUCAAGUUCGUUAGGUCCUCUCCACAGCGAACGGAGCGGUACCGGAAGGCUGCAGCGGAGGUUGACGGAGACUCCGACUUCCGGAUCUUCUCUAAGUCACGCCGGGAGGCCCAACUUAUACUGAACAACGACACUCGAUGGAACAGUACGUAUCUCAUAAUCGAGAGGGCUGUGAAGAAGAAGGCAGAGAUUCAGGCAUUUUUAUUGGCUAACAACGACGACGACGACGUUGCCCAGCAUAUCCCAGAGAAGGAUCUACUCUCUGGCGAGGAUUGGAAGGUUCUCGCAGAGAUCGGGAUGAUCCUUGAACCCUUCUAUCGCCAGACGAAGCGGUGUGAGGGCUGGGGUAUUGAUGAUGGGCAUGGUCGACUCUGGGAGGUUACGAUGGGUAUCGAAUACCUUCUCUCGCAUCUUGUCGACUGGAAGAUCUAUUAUAACGCCAGCAUAUCUCCCAGUAUCAGCAAUGAUGAUGAGGGUGACUCUCAGCAGUCGCAGCAAUCUCAGAAGCGUGCCGGCCGGGCACAACGACGCCGUCAGCACAACCUCCAAGCCCUACCUGAUCAUGUACGCAAGGACUGGGCAUCGCCAGCCUCUCGAUCUGCCUCCCGAUUUGAGUCUCUCGAUGAGGAGUGGCAGACCUUCCUCCGCAGCAGCGUUGAACAAGCGUGGCAGAAGCUCUUUACCUAUUAUGAGAAGCUUGGGGACUCCCCACUCUUCUCUGAGUACUUCGAUUGGUGGUAUUGUGAGCCUGCCGAGGUCUUCCCCUCCAGCUGGCAGGCCGGCAUACUGCCCGUUGAUCCCGGGGCCGGGGACGGAGAGGAUGUGCACUACCGGCAGUGGGUCAACAGCCGGCGCCGGCAGACGCCGCCCAGGACGGAUGAGCUCGAUCUCUACCUUCGUCAGCCUCCGGAGGCUACGUCUGAUCCCGUCCGGUGGUGGAGGGACCAUGCGGAGACGUUCCCGGCACUCUCCCGGCUUGCCCUCGACGUCUUCGCAGUGCCGGCGAUGGCGACGGACUGCGAGAGGGCUUUUAGCACUGCUAAAUUAACCCUUACCUCUCAGAGGCUCUCAAUGCUGCCGGGCACUAUAGAGACCAUCCAGCUCAGCAAAAACUGGCUGCGGAGAGGCGUCCUUUCGCCUGUGAACUUCGGGUUAUUGUCACCAUGA
Messenger RNA from Colletotrichum karsti, 2742 nucleotides. RefSeq names its product transposase-like protein. The transcript is spliced from 5 exons. The coding region runs from base 1 to 2742 and encodes 913 amino acids. Gene Ontology annotation, molecular function: protein dimerization activity. NCBI's taxonomy places the organism in Eukaryota, Fungi, Ascomycota, Sordariomycetes, Glomerellales, Glomerellaceae. The record is from RefSeq and is a predicted model, not a curated record.